UGUCCGUCCGUGCGUCCGGUGCGGUCCGCCGGUGUGCGGUGUGCGGUGUGCGGGUGCGGGCCGCGUCGAGGAUGACGGUUCCGUGCAGCCGCAGCGAGAGCGCCGGCAGCCUGCGGACCGCUCUGGCCGAUCUCUAUCUCGACCACUUGCUGCACCACCGCGCCAAGGCACAGACCGUUUCAUAUCCAUCCAGCGCCGUGAGCGAGGACAUAUACACCAAUGGGUUGGCCGAGCCAGACAGCCCGGCCCACGUCAACGGACGGGAGGUGCGUAAAGUUCGGCUCAUCCAGUUUGAGAAGGUCACGGAGGAGCCCAUGGGGAUAACCCUGAAGCUGAAUGAGAAACAGUCGUGCAUGGUGGCCAGGAUUCUGCAUGGAGGCAUGAUUCAUAGACAAGGCUCCCUUCAUGUGGGAGAUGAGAUCCUAGAGAUCAAUGGUACCAGUGUGACCAACCACUCCGUUGACCAGCUGCAGAAGGUCAUGAAAGAAACCAAGGGAACAAUUUCGUUAAAAGUAAUCCCCAACCAGCAGAGCCGUCUCCCCGCGCUUCAGAUGUUCAUGCGGGCGCAGUUUGACUAUGACCCCAAGAAGGACCACCUGAUUCCCUGCAAGGAGGCCGGCCUGAAGUUCAACACCGGGGACGUCAUCCAGAUCAUCAACAAAGAUGACAGUAACUGGUGGCAGGGCAAAGUGGAAAGCCCCAACGCGGAGUCAGCCUCAGCGGGCCUGAUCCCGUCACCGGAGCUGCAGGAGUGGCGAGUGGCGAGCAUGGCUCAGUCUGCUCCCAGCGAAGCUCCGAGCUGCAGCCCCUUUGGGAAGAAGAAGAAAUACAAGGACAAGUAUCUAGCCAAACACAGCUCAAUUUUUGACCAGCUGGACGUGGUUUCCUACGAAGAGGUGGUGCGGCUGCCUGCCUUCAAGAGGAAGACCCUGGUGCUGAUUGGUGCCAAUGGAGUGGGCCGCAGCCACAUUAAGAACGCACUGCUCAGCAACAACCCGGAGAAGUUUGUGUACCCCACACCGUAUACCACCCGCCCCCCAAAGAAGAACGAGGUGGACGGGAAGGAAUACCACUUCAUCUCCACCGAAGAGAUGACCAAGAACAUCUCCACCAACAAGUUCUUGGAGUUCGGCAGCUACCAGGGCAACAUGUUUGGCACCAAGUUUGAGACGGUGCAUCAGAUCCACGAGCACGACAAGAUUGCCAUCUUGGAUAUCGAGCCGCAGACCCUGAAGAUUAUUCGGACAGCAGAGCUUUCUCCCUUCAUCGUGUUCAUUGCCCCGACGGACAAGGCUGACCAGUCAGAAGCUUUGCAGCAGCUGCAGAAGGACUCGGAGAUGAUCCGCAGCAGAUACGCUCAUUACUUUGACCUCUCUCUGGUGAACAACGGCAUCGAGGAAACCCUCAAGAUGUUGCAGGACGCCUUCGACCAGGCCUGCAGCUCCCCACAGUGGGUUCCUGUCUCUUGGGUUUACUGACGGAGGCGCCUCUCUGCCCGUCUUUCAGCAUGGGGGAAACCACUGUGAUCUUCAUCUCCAUACAGUCCAGUAAGGCCCCAACCUCAAAUGUCCCGAAUCCGGUUUCAAUUGUCUUAUCAUCUGUACAGGGUUAAGUGUGUAGUUUGUGUUUUUUUUUUUUAAGACGAGCAUCAGGGGGCCGGCAUACCUCGCUGGCUCAAAGCGAUCGGCUCCCCUCGUACAGAUCUCCAUUAGUACGAUGCAGGGUCCAGCCUCCCGACUUAUCCAGCGGGCGGGCUGGUUGUGAGAUUUGAUACGGCCGCCUCAUCUAGCCUUUCGGACAACCAUAUGCCAGCGGCCAAACCGAGCUGGGCAAUCAAUCAAUCAAUCGUAUUUACUGAGCACUUACUGUGUGCAGAGCACUGUACUAAGCGCUUGGGAAGUACAGGGCAAAGCAGCUGAGAACCUGGGGGCUAGAAGGGACCUUUCUCCAUCCUGCCUAGGGGCAGGGCAACACUCAGAUUGACCCCGAAAGCAGUCUACCCUAUAAAUUUCCAGAUUAAACGCUAAUAAACCUGAUUCAGACACAAGUGUAAUGACUUUAGGAAAGACGAUCCACACACCAUCUCCCAACUGCAGGAAAGCUGCCCAUGAACUCGUAUCAAUGCAAGUCCAACAAUACUCAACACAUCCUCUACGAUCCAUGCUCUGCUUUGUGUUUCCAAAUGCCAUUAAGCAAUCGCAGUGGACCAUGGCCCAUCUUGCUCAAACUCCAAUCCGUUGGGAAUGAAGGCACCUGACUCCAUUUGUGUCUCUUUGCUUUGGGAAAGGUGGUGUCUCCAGUGAGAUGUUGCAAAAUGUGUGUUGUGCAAUUUUUAAGGAUGCCAAAAAAAAAAACCACAUAUGAUGUGCAAUAGGACAUUGUUGUAGUUCACUGCAGGGAAACCUUUAGUAGCAAUAAAAAUGUGGCUGUCUAAAAGCUAA
Tachyglossus aculeatus (Australian echidna) is the source of this 2441-nucleotide messenger RNA. It is a transcript of the gene MPP1, whose product is annotated as membrane palmitoylated protein 1. The transcript has 12 exons. Gene Ontology annotation, molecular function: signaling receptor binding. The record is from RefSeq and is a predicted model, not a curated record. Gene Ontology annotation, cellular component: cell-cell junction; plasma membrane. Bases 72 to 1478 code for a protein of 468 amino acids. Lineage: Eukaryota; Metazoa; Chordata; Mammalia; Monotremata; Tachyglossidae.